AUGUCGAUUAUCUCUACACGCAGUUUCAGAACCUUAAAACGCUCGUCGCAAAUGGCUGUCUCCCCAGACAGCUCGUCCACCUCAACACCGUCAACCCCAUCAGUCCGAUCUUUUAGAUCGACUCGAACUUUUAAUAAAAGAGACUCGCAACAACCCCAACAGUCAAACUUCUCCUUCUCAUCGGAGCAAGUGCCAGAAGCUCUUCAGAAGUUAGCGGAAGCGUGUAUCGUUGAACCCGAAAAAAUUCAAAUUCUGAUCGAUCAAUUAAAAGACAAUUCCAUUUACUUUUCAUAUGACUUGGAAAUUGCACAGAGAAUUGGAGUCUCCACACUCGACUGGGACGUCACCCUUUGUAGAAUAUUUAUUAACAGACUCACACAAACACAACUCCUUUUACUCAAAACUAUCGUCUCUGUGAUUAAGGACUUCUCUAACGACUCAAGUUACUACACACAAAUCGCUUCUUUUCUCCUCCCACCAGAGAAGGAUUCUUUGCCUUUUGCUCUCUCACUUUUAGACGUCCUUUGCAGACGUUUCAAUGACGUAUUUAUUAACUGCGAGUUCGACCCUAUUUAUCAGUACGACCAAUUCUCAAUCAAGGCGUCACUCUUCGCAGCAAGCCCAAGAGCACUCAUCACUAUGCUCUUUUUCCCACAACAACCAGAACCAGACUUCCCAAGUCGACUUGCAAUUUACUUGUCUGUUGCGCUCGACCAGAAACAAAUAGUUCAAGAACUUAAAGAGGUCAUAGAAAUCGAGAAUUUGUCCAAAAGGGCGAUGCAGUGUUUGUCCGCAUUGAUCACACAUUUGAUCAAGUUUAAUCCAGGAAUACAGUUCGAUGAGACGAUUUCUAACAUCAUGGAGUCGCUUGUACUUCCUCUAAAAAAGGAGAUGAAUUUAUAUGGGAAACAGCUCUUAACGUCGACGGCCGUGACGAACCCCAACAUCUUGAAAUCAAAGAAAAAGGUUGGUGAUGUGACUGAUGUGUUUUCUGGGGUGUUUGCCGAACAAAUAACAUUACUCGAUGCGAUGCUUUUAGGUGACUUAGAUACAGCGGAGUGUAUUAGAAAUAAGGAUAAACCCACCUUGGACUAUUAUUGCGAUAUCAUCGAUAACUUUGGCAGGUGGGUUUCGUACUCCAUCAAAACUGCGGAGGGGGGAGAAGUAGCGAAGAUGAGGUACUUCAUUAAAGUUGGUUUGGAGUGCUUGAAGCUGAACUCGUUCAACAUGAGUUAUGUCAUAUACACCGCGGUGACGCACUUUUCGCUUGAAUAUGUGUUUAAAAAGUUGCCGCAUAAGUCCGUCAAAGCGUUUGAAGAGCUCAAAAGAGUCUUUGAUUUCUCGAAGAACUACGUUAUAUACCGAAAUUUGUACUCCAUUGCUCCAACACCAAAAAUACCAAUUUUGCCGUUGUGGAUGGGAGAUAUCAUACACGCCCAAACGUUGUUUUCCUCUUCAGAAAGUGAGCAUGGGUUAUAUCGGAUGGAUGCGUUGAGGACAAUUGCAAAUGUGUUACUUCUUAUUACACACUCGCAGCGUGUCAUAUUCUCGAAGCCUAACCUUAUAGUAGACCAACUGAUCGCCAAAUUGUCAAUUAAAUAUCAAUAUUAA
Entamoeba invadens IP1 is the source of this 1611-nucleotide messenger RNA. RefSeq lists its product as hypothetical. Bases 1 to 1611 code for a protein of 536 amino acids. The transcript is spliced from 2 exons. Gene Ontology annotation, cellular component: plasma membrane. Gene Ontology annotation, molecular function: guanyl-nucleotide exchange factor activity. Gene Ontology annotation, biological process: Ras protein signal transduction; positive regulation of GTPase activity. The record is from RefSeq and is a predicted model, not a curated record. Lineage: Eukaryota; Evosea; Mastigamoebida; Endamoebidae.